UAUGUACAAUACGCCCCCAACCACAAGCAUCUGCUUCUCGGGAAAAAAAUGGCGAGCUCUCUCCGUCGUCUAGGAAGCCAUUCAAGUAAUGCUCAUGGAUUUGUAUUUCCACAAUUGAUCAGUCGCUUCUCUACAGAUGCUUUGUCAGUUGAGUACAAAGCAGGAGAGAUCGGCACUGUUUCCGGUAUACCGGAUGAACAUCUCCGAAGGAGGGUCCUUAUUUAUUCACCUGCUCGAACAGCUUCACAGCAAGGAUCAGGAAAAGUCGGAAGGUGGAAAAUCAAUUUUUUGUCCACACAGAAAUGGGAAAAUCCAUUGAUGGGUUGGACAUCCACAGGGGAUCCAUAUGCCAAUGUUGGGGACUCUGCACUCAGUUUUGAGAGUGAAGCAGAUGCAAGAGGAUUUGCAGAAAGGCAUGGCUGGGACUAUACAGUCAAGAAGCACCAAACACCUCUGUUGAAGGUGAAGGCAUAUUCAGAUAACUUCAAAUGGAAGGGGCUUCCCAAAACAGCAGAGAAUUAAUGUGGUUUUGUUUUUAUAAGUCAAAGUCUGAGCUUGGAUUGCAAUUCUGAAGAACCUCCUUUGAUUUCAAUAAAUCAGACUGUUGGUACACUACUUUACCCUUUGUUUCUAUGCACCUUGUACCAUUAAUCAUUUAUUUCACCUCUUUUGUAACAUCAGAUGUCAUCUUUGGCAUUUACAUAGCAAUUUCAUUCAUGCUUGGUCUUGUGGUGAUUAAUUUCACAGAUGCAAUUAUAAUGUCGUUUUAUGCU
Molecule: messenger RNA, 773 nt
Organism: Cynara cardunculus var. scolymus (artichoke)
Lineage: Eukaryota; Viridiplantae; Streptophyta; Magnoliopsida; Asterales; Asteraceae
Product: NADH dehydrogenase [ubiquinone] iron-sulfur protein 4, mitochondrial-like
Exons: 5
Coding region: 49-522 (157 amino acids)
Biological process (GO): electron transport chain
Source: RefSeq, a predicted model, not a curated record